Molecule: messenger RNA, 6500 nt
Organism: Chelonia mydas (Green sea turtle)
Lineage: Eukaryota; Metazoa; Chordata; Testudines; Cheloniidae
Gene: PTCH2
Product: patched 2
Exons: 24
Coding region: 358-4503 (1381 amino acids)
Biological process (GO): smoothened signaling pathway
Cellular component (GO): plasma membrane
Molecular function (GO): smoothened binding; hedgehog receptor activity; hedgehog family protein binding
Source: RefSeq, a predicted model, not a curated record
CGGCUCGCUCCAAAUGUUGGUGGGACAGGAUCUGAGGCGCACGGGGGAGAGUUGACGAUCGGCUGCUGCCGCCGCGCUUGUGGGGGGCUUUUCCCCGAGCUUGUGGGGGGCUGCGUGUGGCUCCGCGCUGGGUCUCCCCGCACGCCGGGGCGCUUCAAGACGCCGCGGUAGCGCGCAGCCCAGCCGGAGGGCGCACGGGGCCCGCUCGCAUGGCCCCGGGGCUGGCCACAUAAUGUUGGCAGGGGCCCCCCGGAGCAGAGCGGAGCCCUCGGAUGCUGCCCGCUGCCCCCUGGAUUACCGCCCUCGCCGUUCCGCCGUCCCCGCCCGUCCUCGCUCGACCCCCGCUGGAGCCGGACCAUGGCCUCGGAGCCCCGCGUUGGAGAGCGCGCCCCGAGCUCAGCUCCGCCGGGCCGGGGAGCCGGCUGCGCCCACGCCGCCGCGGCGCUGAAGGGGAUCUCCAAGGGCGAGGCCGGGGGCCCGCGGGCCCCGCUGUGGCUGCGGGCCCGGCUCCAGGCGCUGCUCUUCGCGCUGGGCUGCCGCAUCCAGCGGCACUGCGGCAAGGUGCUGCUCGCCGGGCUGCUGCUCUUCGGCGCGCUGGCCCUGGGGCUCCGGGCCGCCGCCAUCGAGACCGACCUGGAGCAGCUGUGGGUGGAAGCUGGCAGCCGUGUCAGCCAGGAGCUCAGGUACACGAAAGAGAAGCUGGGGGAAGAAUCCGUCUACACGUCCCAAAUGCUGAUCCAGACUCCAAAACGGGAAGGGGAGAACGUCCUCACCCAGGAGGCGCUGGAGCUGCACCUCGAGGCGGCGCUGGCGGCCAGCAAGGUGCAAGUCUCGCUGUAUGGAAAAUCCUGGGAUUUGAACAAAAUCUGCUACAAGUCCGGUGUCCCCAUCAUUGAGAAUGGCAUGAUCGAGCGGAUGAUCGAGAAGCUUUUCCCCUGCGUGAUCCUGACCCCGCUGGACUGCUUCUGGGACGGUGCCAAGCUGCAAGGAGGCUCCGCCUACCUCCCGGGGCGGCCGGACAUCCAGUGGACGAACCUGGACCCCGUGCAGCUGCUGGAGGAGCUGGGCCAGUUCACCUCGCUGGACGGCUUCCGGGAGCUGCUGGACAAGGCGCAGGUGGGGCAGGCCUACGUGGAGCGGCCCUGCCUCAACCCCCGCGAGCCCGCGUGCCCCACCAGCGCCCCCAACAGGCUGAGCCAGCAGGACCCCGACAUCCCCUCCGAGCUGACGGGGGGCUGCCACGGCUUCUCCCGGAAAUUCAUGCACUGGCAAGAGGAGCUGAUCCUGGGUGGCACCACAAAGGACCCGCAGGGCAGGCUGCUGAGCGCUGAGGCCCUGCAAACCAUGUUCCUGCUCAUGAGCCCCCGGCAGCUCUACGAGCACUUCAAGGACGACUACGAGAUCCAGGAGAUCGGCUGGAGUGAGGAGAAGGCGGCUGCCAUCCUGGAGGCCUGGCAGAGGGAGUUCGUGGAGCUGGCGCAGGAGUCCCUCCCGCACAACAGCUCCCAGGGUGUCCACGCCUUCUCCACCACCACGCUCAGCGACAUCAUGAAGUCCUUCUCGGACGUGAGCGCCAUCCGCGUGGCCGGGGGCUACCUCCUGAUGCUGGCGUACGCCUGCGUGACCAUGCUGCGCUGGGACUGCUCCAAAUCCCAGGGGGCCGUGGGCCUGGCCGGCGUCCUGCUGGUGGCCCUGUCCGUGGCGUCAGGACUCGGGCUCUGCUCGCUGCUGGGGAUCUCCUUCAACGCAGCCACCACCCAGGUGCUGCCGUUCCUGGCCCUGGGCAUCGGGGUGGACGAUAUGUUCCUCCUCGCUCACGCCUUCACCGAGACCAGCCAGCACGUCCCCUUCAAGGAGCGGACAGGUGAGUGCCUGAGACGUACGGGCACCAGCGUGGCCCUCACCUCGAUCAGCAACAUGAUCGCCUUCUUCAUGGCAGCCCUGGUGCCCAUCCCCGCCCUGCGCGCCUUCUCCCUGCAGGCUGCCGUGGUCGUGGUGUUUAACUUCGCCAUGGUGCUGCUCAUCUUCCCGGCCAUCCUGAGCCUGGACCUGCACCGGCGCCAGGACCAGCGGCUCGACGUCCUCUGCUGCUUCUACAGCCCGUGCUCCUCCCGCGUCAUCCAGAUCCAGCCGCAGGAGUUCGCCGACGCCAACGAGAACCAUGCCUCCCACCCCUCACCCUACGGGCACCCGGCCGUGGCCACCCGCACCCAGAUCACCACCACGGUGCAGGCCUUCACCUGCUGCGACCCCUCGGGCCGGCACAUUGUCACCAUCCUGCCACCCACCGCCCAGGUCUGCACCGCGCCCGCCGUGCCGCUGUCCCCCGCCGACCCGCUGGGCUCCCAGCUCUUCGCCCCGGCCAGCUCCACCCGCGACCUGCUGGACGGGGCCAAGGGGGGCCGGGAGUGCGGGCCACUGCCCCUGUGCCGCUGGAAUCUGGCCGACUUCGCCAGGGAGAAGUACGCCCCCCUCCUGCUGCAAACCAGACCAAAGGGCAUCGUGGUGCUGCUGUUCCUGGCGCUGCUGGGGCUCACCCUGUACGGCACCACGCUGGUGCACGACGGGCUGUACCUGACGGACAUCGUGCCGCGGGGCACCAAGGAGCAUGCCUUCAUCGCCACCCAGGCCAAGUACUUCUCCUUCUACCACGUCUUCAUCGCCACCCAGGGCGGCUUCCACUACCCCAGCUCGCAGGAGGCGCUGUACGGCCUGCACCGGGCCCUGGGCGGCCUGCCACACGUGGUGCGCGACCGCGCCCGCCAGCCGCCCAAGAUGUGGCUGCACUACUUCCAGGACUGGCUGCGAGGCCUGCAGGCCGCCUUCGACAAGGAGUGGCAGGCCGGGCGCAUCACCCGCGACAGCUACCGGAACGGCUCCGAGGACGGCGCGCUGGCCUACAAGCUGCUCAUCCAGACGGGCGACAAGAAGGAGCCGUUCAACUACAAUCAGCUCACCACGCGCCGGCUGGUGGACGAGAACGGCAUCAUCCCCCCGGAGACCUUCUACAUCUGCCUGACCGUGUGGGUGAGCAACGACCCGCUGGGUGUCGCCGCCUCCCAUGCCAACUUCUACCCCCCGCCGCCCGAGUGGAUGCACGACAAGUACGACGCCACCGGCGAGAACCUGCGAAUCCCCGCAGCCCAGCCCCUGGAGUUCGCCCAGUUCCCCUUCUACCUGAGCGGCCUGCGCCAGACCGCGGACUUUGUGGAGGCCAUCGAGAGCGUGCGGGCCGUGUGCGAGGAGGCGGCCCGGGAGCGCGGCGUGGCCAGCUACCCCAGCGGCUACCCCUUCCUCUUCUGGGAGCAGUACAUCGGCCUGCGCCGCUGGUUCCUGCUGGCCAUCAGCAUCGUGCUGGCCUGCACCUUCCUGGCGUGUGCCCUGCUGCUGCUCAACCCCUGGACCGCCGGCAUCAUCGUGGCCGUGCUGGCCAUGAUGACGGUGGAACUCUUCGGGAUCAUGGGGCUGAUGGGCAUCAAGCUGAGCGCCAUCCCGGCCGUGAUCCUCAUCGCCUCGGUGGGCAUCGGCGUCGAGUUCACCGUCCACGUGGCCCUGGGGUUCCUGACGGCCAUGGGCAGCCGGACGCUGCGCUCGGCCCUGGCCCUGGAGCACACGCUGGCGCCCGUGCUGGACGGGGCGCUCUCCACGCUGCUGGGCCUGCUCAUGCUGGCCGGCUCCGAGUUCGACUUCAUCCUGCGGUAUUUCUUUGCCGUGCUCACCGUCCUGACCGUCUUGGGCCUCCUGAAUGGCCUGGUGCUGCUGCCCGUCCUGCUGUCGGUCAUCGGGCCCCCGGCCGAGGUCAUCCCGGUGGAUAAUGGCAGCCGCCUGCCGUCACCAGAGCCCAUCCCCCCGCCCAUCAGCCAUCACGGCUUCUACAUGCGGCCGCCCCCAGCCUGGCCUGGCGCCUUUGCGGACUCCUCGAACUCGGAGUACUACUCGGAGAGCACCGCGGGCUCGGGGCUGGCCCACGCCCAGCCCUACGACCCCGGCGCCUACAUCCUGCCGCCCGCCCCAGCCCGGGUCCUGGUGCAGGCCGGCAAGAAUCCCAGCUUCCCCACCAUCACGGUGGUGAAAACCUACCCGGAGAACCAGGAGCCGCCGGGGAAGAAGGAGCCACCGAGCACCAACCAGCCCCUGCCUGCCAGCGACCCCCUCCCAUUGGCCGGCCCGGAUCUCAGGGACUUGCCCCAGCACAGACUGCCCCGGCCCGGCCCCCCUGGAGCCAGGACAGCCCCACCCCGAGCCCCCCGGCCCCUGCGGACUGCCCUCCCCGCCUACAGCGGCAGCUACGCCACGGUGAUGGCCACGGCCUCCGUGACGCUGGCCCUGCACCCUCCCCUGCCAGGCUCCUUGCAGGGUUACACCCACGAGAGCUACGAGGACAGCGAGUCGGACUGCCCGGAGGAGCCCGGCCUGCCCGCCUGCAACGCCCACGGCUGGGCCACACCCGAGAGCCGCGCACUACACCACCCGGGACGGGCAGAGGGCUCCGCGAGGCCCUAGGUUGCCCCGGGAAGCGCCGUGGUUCCUAGCCGAGGCCUGCCGUGCGGCCGGCUCCAGCUCCCGUGCCCAGGGAGCGGCAGAGCGGAGAGACGCGGCGAGCGCUGGCACCCGUGCGUGGAUGCCAGCUGAACACUGAGCUGGAGCGAGCUGUUGGACGGGUGACCUGCGCCUGGCGCUGCCAGCAGGGGCAGUGCCCACGGGCGGGGGCAGGAGCGGGGCUGCCGCCAUCCCUGCAUUUGCUGCUAUUCCCCAGUGAUUAAUUAUUCUUAUUUUAUUAUUAUUGCUCCGCGCUGGGACGGAGAUCUGCCCUGACCUCACCUGGCAGCGCCCCGAGCCCCGCAGCAGGCGAUGGCUGCCCCGGGCUUGGGGGCACAGCUGAGCCUUUGGGGGAAUCGCUGCAUCAAGGUUUCUAUGCAAGGUGUGUGUGAACGGGCUGGCCCCUCAGCCAUUCCCUUUCCCCACUCCCCCCAGCUGUCCCCCACUCCAGUGUUCCCAGGUCAGGUCCCUGCCCAAGCGGGUUGUCCCGGGGCUCUGCACCCCGCACUGGCAGGGGCAGGAAGCCGCCCGUUAUGCGUAUGCCCUGGGGCUGGGGGUGCUUAGCGGAUCCCUUGGGCAGGAGCCGGGGCCGUGCCCUGCUGCCCUGCCCCCAGCACUGAGUCGUGGGGCUCCCCAGGAGACCGGGGCAGGGAGCAAUUGUGUCUGGGAAGAGGCCCAGCAACGCCCCCAACAGGGGAAUGAGAUGCCGGCCCCAGUGGGGAGACCCGACCCCUCCCUGGCCUGGGAUGGGAGCGUCGGGGGGAGCUUCCCUUCCCCUGCUGCAGGGGGCUGAGCUCUGGCCCAGGGGGCGCCCUGGACUCAGGCGAGGGGCUGGAACAGGAGCCGUGUCCCCCCGACCCUGGGAGAUGGGAACGGCCCUGACCCUAGUUACUGAAAAGGGAAACUCUCGCUCACAGAGUAGGACAUUUUCUCACUUUAACACCUAAAUCCUGACUCCAGCGGGGCCUAAUGAAUAGAGCGCUGGCCUGGGCCUCAGGACACCUGGGUUCUUCUCCCCGCUCCUUGGGAAAAGUACUCCCUUCCUCCCUGCCUCAGUUUCCCCAUGGGGACAACGCUACCCAUCCUCCUUUGUAAAUGGCUGUGAGACCGAACUGUGAGGGCUCCUCCUGUGUGUCCUGGCAGGAAGCGGAUCUGGGGCAAAUUGGAGCGGGAUGUGCUCCCCCAUACAAGCCCAUCCAAGGCCUAGGUACCCCAUAUGUCUCACUGACGCCCUUUAUGGGGUCCCUUGAUGCUGCCCGAUGGAAGUUGACUGGUGGGGGAGGGGUGUAUUCCAAACACCCUUGUGCAAUUGCACAACUCCCCUGCAUGGCCCCCCCCCCACACACACACACCCCACACCCGCCUGGGCACUUGCAGCCAGAUCAGGGAGCCUUUGAAAAACAGAAACCUGCCCCCUAGGAUGGGCUUUUCCCCCACUGCCUGCCAGGCCCCGAUCCUGUGGCUGGGGCCACUCGCUGGAGGCAGGCAGAGAUCAGCUGGGCUCCCAGGGGGUUGGUGUGGAGUUGCUGGCCCUUGCCUCUCCGUUCCCCGGCACUUUAAAACCCCCUCCGGCCCCAAGGUCCCCAUCAGCCCCGCCUGGGGCUUGCCUUUGGGUUCCUUGCCCAGGGCGGCGACGGGGGCCUGGUCCAACCGGCAGCUUCUCAGCGAUUGUCCCCGCCUGGGCCAGUGGGUGUGGCUGGUGGAAGUAACUCAGCCGUCAGUACGGCGUGGAGCUGGGGUACCCACUGCCCUGAGCCGCCAAGCGGCGUGCCUGCCCCCGGCGCCCCCUGAGACAUAGGGGGCAGGUGGGGCGCGCGGUGCCCCGGCCCCAGUCGGGCCAUGCCAUAUAAAUUAUUUAUAUUACAAAGAAGAAAGGUUUAUUUUUGUAGUUUGUACAGACCCUUAGCCGUGGGCUGGAAGGUUUAUUUUUAAAGAGUAAAAUAUAUAUUGUCUAUCCCGGA